Messenger RNA from Labrus mixtus (cuckoo wrasse), 3216 nucleotides. Its product is annotated as choline O-acetyltransferase-like. Bases 230 to 2137 code for a protein of 635 amino acids. Gene Ontology annotation, molecular function: choline O-acetyltransferase activity. Gene Ontology annotation, biological process: acetylcholine biosynthetic process; neuromuscular synaptic transmission. Gene Ontology annotation, cellular component: neuron projection; cytoplasm. The record is from RefSeq and is a predicted model, not a curated record. NCBI's taxonomy places the organism in Eukaryota, Metazoa, Chordata, Actinopteri, Labriformes, Labridae. The transcript is spliced from 15 exons.
UGUGGAGUCACAGCCUUAUGGCGCUGCAAGGGGAAGGGGGAGCAGCCACUCGCCCGCACCGAGCUGAACACUAAUAUGGGAUUUCCCGGUGUGGACGUGGGAGGCAAUGUGAACUUCGAGCAAACACUUCUCUGACCUCCUGAUUGGCGUUCUGACCAGGUAAGGCUGGACUCCGACAGUCUGUAGGAGGUUUCCACUUUAUUUAACUGAAAAGAACUGGAGUGCAAAGAUGCCAAUCAUGGAGAAAAAGACGGCCAGAGACAGCGAAGUGCUCCCAAAGGUGCCCGUGCCGCCGCUGAAACAAACCCUUGACACGUACCUGAAGUGCGUCCAGCACCUGGUGAAGGACGAGCAGUUUAAGAAGACGAAGGCAACCGUGGAGAAGUUUGGUGCUCCUGGAGGAGUCGGGGAGAUUCUGCAGAAGAAGCUUCUAGAGAGAAGCGACAAGACGAACAACUGGGUGUAUGAGUACUGGCUUGAGGACAUGUACCUAAACAACAGGUUGGCUCUACCUGUUAACUCCAGUCCCGUCAUGGUGUUUCCUCAGCAGACGUUUAGAGAUCACAAAGAUGCUCUCAGAUUUGCUGCUCGUCUCAUCCAAGGAGUGUUGGACUAUAAGGCUCUCAUUGAUGCGCGUGCCCUACCGGUGGAUUUUGCUCGAGGCCAGCUUGCCGGGACCCCGCUGUGCAUGGAGCAGUACUACCGCCUCUUCACCUCGUACCGCUACCCGGGUCUGAAGACAGACACGCUGAAGGUCCACAUGAACGCAGCCUCCUCAACGCCAGAGCACAUCAUUGUGGCAUGCAAGAAUCAGUUUUUUGUGCUGGAUGUUGCCCCAAACAACAAGCAGCUCAAUGAGACAGAGAUCUUUUCCCAACUGGAGAAAAUCAUGAAAAUGGCAGAAAACGCUGAAGAGAGACUCCCUCCUCUUGGUGUCCUGACUUCUGAUGGAAGAACCGAAUGGGCUCAAGCCAGAGAUGUUCUCACAAAAGAUCAAACCAACAGGGACUCUCUGGCCCUGAUGGAGAGCUGUGUGUGUGUGGUGUGUCUGGACGAGCCCUGUGGUCUCCAGCCGAGGGACACCAACAGGGCUCUGAUGAUGCUGCACGGCGGCGGGCGUGAGAAGAACGGGGCCAACCGCUGGUAUGACAAGUCAAUGCAGUUUGUUGUAGGAAUGGACGGGUUUUGUGGAGUUGUGUGUGAUCAUUCCCCAUUUGAAGGAAUAGUUCUGGUGCAGUGCUCUGAAUACGUGAUGAAAUACAUAACAGGGAGUCCCACCAAGACAGCAAAGGCGUCCACCGUCAGAGAGCUUCUUCCUCCAAGAAAGCUGCUCUGGAAAUGUAACGCACACAUCCAUGGACUGCUAACAUCCUCUGGAGACAGACUUCAGAAGCUGGUGGAUAAUCUCGACAUGGAUGUUUUCAAGUUCAAGGCUUACGGGAAAGAAUUCAUCAAGAAGCAGAAGAUGAGUCCAGAUGCGUUCAUACAAGUCGCCUUGCAGCUUGCAUUUUUCAAAUGCACUGGGAGGCUCGUGUCCACUUAUGAGAGCGCGUCCAUUCGGCGUUUCCAAGAGGGUCGGGUUGAUAACAUUCGCUCAGCCACCCCCGAAGCCCUGGCUUUUGUUAAGUCCAUGACAGAUGAGAGGGUCACUUACACGGAUUCAGAAAAAAGUAAGCGACUAAGGGAUGCAAUCAACGCCCAGACAAGUUAUACAAUUGCAGCUAUUACAGGAAUGGCAAUAGACAAUCAUCUCCUUGGACUUCUGAGGAUCUCAAAGGAGCUCAAGAUGGAGAAACCAGAGAUUUUCUGUGAUGAGACGUAUGUGUCCAGUAACCACUUCAUCCUCUCUACCAGUCAGGUGCCCACCACAGUUGAAAUGUUCUGCUGCUACGGCCCGGUUGUACCCAACGGCUACGGCGCCUGUUACAACCCGCAGUCGGACCACAUUCUGUUCUGUGUGUCCAGUUUCUGGGAAAACACGGAGACCAGCUCUGCUGUUUUCGUCAAAGCCCUGAACGAGGGCCUGCUGGAAAUCAGGGAUCUGUGCAAUAGAAGCUGUGCUGCUGCUGCUGCUGCUGCUAGCAAACCAGCUGAUAGCGGCCAGGGAGCUAGCCAGCCUAAAAAAUCAGGGAAGUAAGCCAUACUGAGAGGGAAAGCCCUCAGCUGCUCCACUUCACACUCUUUAGACUUAGACACAUCAGCUUUAGACUCAGUGGUCGAGAUUGCUUUGUGUGUCUCUGUUGUCUGUGCAAUAGUGUUUAUUAAAUGACUAAAUGCAAAGCCUUAAACGUUCAUAUGUAAAUAUCAAAAACUGUGAAUGAACACUAGAAAACUCUACAUUUAUUUUGGAUGUGUGUAGACACCAGAAUGAUUUGGGGUCCAACAGUGACUCUACUUGACCCAGUAGACUGAGAUUAACUGGUCUGCUGCCUUUAGGAAACUGAAGCCAUGCCUGCUUUGUAGCACUGAUGUGAGGAGCAACUCCUUUAAAUCAGAGUGUGAAUCAACUGAGUGACGUUCAUGUAGAACUUACACGUGUAGAUUAGUAACAGAAACCUUUAAAACAAAUAUGAGCUUAAGUGUAUUAAUGUGACUCACAACAAUCAUGACACCGUGUAAAUGUUAUCCUGCAAACCUAUCCACUGAAUGUGUGUGUGUGUGUGUGUGUGUGUGUGUGUGUGCGUGCCAUGCUGACAACACACUGGAUCAUGCACAGUUUAACAUCUAUUUCAACAUGCAAAAGUGUUUUUUGUUUCGUUUAUUUUGCAUCUACUGACAUUGUAAGGUUGCCAAAGAGGUUGUCCGUAGAUGAAAUCUGUCUGUGUAGGCACUUUAUGAUAUUUCUUUAAAGAGUAGAAUGGAUACAUGUUAAUGUGGCUAUAUAGUGUGUGCAGAGGGGCACAUUAGACAUACACAAGUAGUACUGUAUGUUUGUGUUCUAUAAAAUAAUAGCAAUAGUAAAAAAGAAAAUGUAAUGAACAGUGCAAUUUUGAAGUAAGUUACUAGUGGUGACUGAGGCAUACCACUGUGUUCUUGUGUAUAUAAGUGCUUUUUACUUGCACUUAGAGGUAGAAUAAGGGUACUGUAUGGAUGUAUCGUACACUUUGUGCAAUAAUAAUAUAAAAGCAAGUGCAGUGAGGGUAUAUGUGCAAUUAGCCAAAUCAGUUUAUCAGAUGCAUGAAGCUUAUAUAUGGUCGCAUUGGUUGCUAUUUUUGA